AUGGAAGAAGACAUGAGCUGGAAAAAUCCAGCAAACUAUAGUCGGCCGGAGGAGGAGAUCCAAAUGCCAAUCAAUCUCGAAGAUGACCUUGAUGAAGACAUGCUAAACCGAGAGGGUAAAUAUUUCAAUUCAGAGGGAGUGGAAAUCUUAGAAAUCAUCAUCAAAGAAGACGAAGAAAACAUAGCAGCGUAUGAAGCAGCUACAGCAAACUCUGUGUUCGCUCGCAAACUCAACGAGAAGGAUCAGUGGACAUUAUUCCAUCAGCUGGUGGAAUCUAUCACAACUUUCUACCGAGGUUUAUACCUCAAGCAGCAUUUCAACACGAAAAUAGUGACGUCCGUUCGGUUCGCAUUUACCGAGAUGAAAUUCUACAGUUGCCUGUUGCUGAAGUCUACAGAUCUGUGCAUUUUCAUUCUCUUCCUGACGCUACUACCGCGGUUUAUGUCAUACCACUAUUACUAUCGAGGAAAACCCCGCCAGAUGCUGCUGAUGUCGUUUGUCAUCAUUUCUUCCGCUUGGGCAGGCUGCUCGCUGCUGCUACUCUGGUGUGACAUUAAAUUUCGCAAGCAGCAGGACAAGCUGCUCAUCUUCAGUAUUCUGUUUAAAACGUUCGGUUACUUUUGCGUAUAUUCGACCCGAUCCAGCUUCUGGACUGUAUCCGGAUGUGUGCUGAUAGGCGUUGGGCACGCUAUCAGUUGUUCUUACCAGGAUUUGGUGAUUAAGCGCAAGUUUAAUGCGCGCCAGUGGUGCCUAACCAAGAGUGCGCUCUGUCUUACCAGUGGUGUCCUGGUAGUGUUGUUGGCCGUUUUGGUCAAUGUAGCAUACGUUUACUGUAUGAUAGACAAUGUGGUGCUGUCGGUUCUGUUGGUGUACUGCUUUAGUGGGAGCCUCUGGCUCGUAUGCAAUUAUAAGAUUAUAUUUCGAUAG
Molecule: messenger RNA, 927 nt
Organism: Wyeomyia smithii (pitcher-plant mosquito)
Lineage: Eukaryota; Metazoa; Arthropoda; Insecta; Diptera; Culicidae
Exons: 1
Coding region: 1-927 (308 amino acids)
Source: RefSeq, a predicted model, not a curated record